Messenger RNA from Fasciola hepatica (liver fluke), 402 nucleotides. NCBI's taxonomy places the organism in Eukaryota, Metazoa, Platyhelminthes, Trematoda, Plagiorchiida, Fasciolidae. The record is from the annotation of a GenBank genome assembly.
AUGAUAAUAAUUCAACUAUCUACAACUCGAUUCUCAAAUAUUUACCUUGAUUUUGCAGUUGCUGAAAGCAUACGACUGAAUCCAGGUCCUAACGUCGAAGUUGGGUUUACGAACUACUUACAAGGGAAAAUGCUUGGGGAACAAACUUUAAUUUACACAUCAACACUACAAGAUAUAAUGGAACUGAGAGGUUUAAACAGUACGUGCAAUUCCGCGGUAAACAAUUUGCAUAUUGCUGUGAAGCAUCUGGAUGAACUGAUGGAAAAAAUGAAAACCAGACUGCAUUCACCAAUUGAGAAUAUCAACUUCAUCAAUGCCAUGAAUGCAGCAAAAUCAGCGACAAACAAUUUAUUGAUCGAUUUGCAGCAAUUAAAGCUUGAAUUGGUUGUCGAUCAAAUAUAA